This is a messenger RNA of Prorocentrum cordatum, 1823 nucleotides long. Lineage: Eukaryota; Dinophyceae; Prorocentrales; Prorocentraceae. The record is from the annotation of a GenBank genome assembly.
CCCGAGACGGCCCCAGAGCCGCCCAAGACGGCGCAAGAGGGUCCCAAGAAGGCCCCAAGAGGGGGCCCGUAGCCAUUUUGGCUCAAGCCGUUUGGGCAUAUAGCCAUUUUGACUCGAAGCAUCUCGACCCUGGCCGCGGCGUCACAGACGCUACUUCUGCUCACCAGCAUUCGUUCAUCUAGCCCGCGCGCGUGCUCGAUAUGACCCCCCUUCACGCAGCUGUUGUUCUCGCGCUCCCCUUCGGCAUCGUACAGGGUGCCUGUGUGGACACCGACGGUUGGUCGUCAACCUCAGAGGGUUGGGAUUGUAAUACAUACAGUGUUCAACCGUCUAUGUGCUCGUGGGGUCACUACUAUGAAGACCUUGGCUUUGAUUCCAGUGAAAUGUGCUGUGUAUGCGGCGGCGGGGCGCCUGUACCUACGCCGCGUCCGCCACCGCCGCCAUCGCCACCGACGCCAGCACCAACGACGCCACCGCCGCCGACGCCGCCACCGACCCCAGCACCGAGUGCCGGUGUGGACACCGACGGUUGGUCGUCAACCUCACAGGGUUGGGAUUGUAAUACAUACAGUGUUCAACCGUCUAUGUGCUCGUGGGGUCACUACUAUGAAGACCUUGGCUUUGAUUCCAGUGAAAUGUGCUGUGUAUGCGGCGGCGGGGCGCCUGUACCUACGCCGCGUCCGCCACCGCCGCCAUCGCCACCGACGCCAGCACCAACGACGCCACCGCCGCCGACGCCGCCACCGACCCCAGCACCGAGUUCCGCCUCGCCCAGCAGCAACACCACCAAGACGACCACCACGACGAUCACCGAGACGGGCACGGGUUCCGCAUCGCCCAGCAGCACCACCACCAGGACGACCACCACGACGAUCACCAAGACGGGCACGAGUUCCGCAUCGCCAAGCAGCAGCACCACCAAGACGACCGGCACGACGAUCACACGGGCCACCGGUAUGGUGCUAACCGCAACGACUGCAUUGGUGAGUCCAGUACUGGCAGGAUCACAGGAGUUGGUGGUGGAGUCCGAGGAGGGCUUUUCUGUAGGGGACACCAUCGUGAUCACUGGUGGCGGAAAUUCGGAGACUCGUGACAUCGCGAGCUUUGGAUCCAUUGUGCUCGACGCACCGUUGGACUACGGAUACCCAGCGGGCUCCAGCAUCACCAAAUUAGGUGGUAGCUAUUCGAGCACUGCACCAUGGGCGGAGGAGCAGCAAGACUCCGAGAGAUUGCUUACAGUCUUCGUUGGUGUCGUGAUCGUCCUCCUGGCCUGCACCGCGCUGGGCUUGGGCUGUCUUAUGAGGCGCGGAUGUCCUGGCCGUGGCAGGGGCCCAGCGCACGACCGCGGCAUGCGCGACGCGCAGAUUGAGAUCAGCGUGUCGGAGUUGGACGCGGAGAUUGAUGAGCACCAGCCUGACCAGAAGGACGAGUUGCCGGAGACCAUGUAGGCUCCGAUUGAAAGUCCAUGGCAUCGAGUCAGCAAAGGAACUGAAUUGCAUCGUAUUAGUACUCGACAGCUGGCACCAUGCUGAUGCGCAGAAGGCUAUCCACAUCCUGUCUCAAAAGGACAUCUUGGUCACAAACGCCAAGGACAAGGAGAUCAACUUGAGGGUAGUCGGCUCUCUGGACCGCCUGAUCCGCAGCCGCGACAGUCUGUCCAUCUAAGUAGUUGGUAUCUUCCGCGCAUGUGCGAUAGGUAUCCUCGUUCUAAUUCCUUCGCACCUCCUGAAUCACCGUUGCGUGUCUUGUUCCCCUCCUGCUCCGCAUAUUUCGUGUUGUACAAACGGCGAUUGAGCCUGCUGAUCAGGUAAGAAGGCAGGACG